AUGGCAACGCCUACCGUUCCGCUUGACAUUCUCCCCGAACUCGUCCGAGACUCGGAGCUGAAAGUGCAGUUUGUGCAAGAAGGCGGCAGCAGCUUUGUCAUCCACACGCAUACGGCAAGACGUCGCUCUGCGGAGGAAAAAUGGCUCGUCAAGCGACACCUGAGGUCGGGGGGCCAAGGGUCGGUGGAUUUGCAGACCAGAGUUGUUGAAGAGUUUGGGGGGCCCUCAAUACGGGCAGUGAAGAGAAUCGAAAUCCCUGAUUUGCACAAGGUUGCAAGAUCCAAGAUGUACCAGAGAGAACUCGAGACUAUUGCCAAGUUCUCACAGGCAAAGUUCUCAAAAUUAUUCGUCACAUCGUACGGGUGGUAUCUCAGCCCUGGAUACAUCAACAUUGCGAUGGAGUAUUGCGAACUUGGCGACUUGAACAAGUACCUACGAAAUAGUCUGCUGUGUCCUGAGAACCGCUUACCUGAACUGGACACUCGGGAGAUUGUAUAUCAAGUAUUAGAGGCGCUUGCGACGAUGCACGAGGAGAAUUUCUGCCAUAGAGACUUGAAGCUUGCGAAUAUUCUGAUCAAAAGAACGGGUCCGAGGUGGUGGGUAAAGGUGGCUGACUUUGGACUGAGCAAAAGAGGCGGCAACGAUAGCACCACAAACUUCAGCGCGGGCUCUCGAGGCUACAUGUCACCUGAAAUCAGUGGAUUCAAGGAUCUCGACAGCAAGGUUGACCCAUACGCCGUGGACAUGUGGGGUUUGGGACAGGUUGUGAGCAGACUCUUGACGGGCCAGGUCCUGUUCCCUACUCAGCUGGACCUGGGUCGGUACUAUUUUGGGGAUAUCAAAUUCCCGGAGAAGCUCUUAAGGGAAGUAGGAGCGACUGAUGACGUGACGGACUUUGUCAAGAGUCUUACGAGGAUCGAGCCCGCCAAGCGUUUAACAGCCUUGGGAGCCUUGGACCACCCGUGGAUGGAUAUGUCACUGAAUCCCAGUGCCGGUAGCCAAAGCCAAAACCCGACAGAAGGGUCUGAAACAAUGGUAGACACAGAAGAUCCCUCGAAUGUUUGGCCUGAUGGUUUUGGAGCACAGCCUAAACGCGAGCAAACCACCCCACAGAAAACGCAACCCUCUUCCAACACUCGACCUGAUGAACCAUCAGCAGACCUUGGCAACAGCCAGACUCCAUUAGCUAAAGCUGCGGAGGCUCAUAAGGAUUCUGGCAAUCAACUCUUCAAAGAGGAGAAGUACGACUUGGCCAUCGAGCAGUACACAAAAGCCAUUGAAAUGAUUCCAUCAUCUGCUGUUUACCUGGGCAAUCGUGCGGCUGCCUACAUGGCUCACUUUCGCUGGGAGGAGGCCCUUGCAGACUGCCUGAAAGCUAUGAAUCUCGAAACACCAGCUCCAAAACUGCGUUUGAGAUUAGGUCGAAUAUACACGCGUCUUGGAAGGCCUGAGGAGGCUUUAGCCCAAUAUGAGAAAAUCCCAGAUCAUGUCAGGGAGAAGGACGUGAAUCGGGCCAACCAUAUGGCGAACUCCAUCAAAUCAGCUCACGAGGCCUUGGAAGUCCACAAGAACUACUCUUCGGUACUCUCAUUUGUCCAACAGGCCAAGGUUGAGCUUGGCACCCUCGCCUCUACUCCAAGGGAAUGGAAGCUGUUGCUGGCCGAAGCCAAUAUCUACAUCUGGCAACGCGAUGGGGCGUUGGCAUGUCUUGUCGAGGCCGAGGAGAUUCUACGUGACCUUCUAGGGAAAGACUACAAUGAUUCCGAGGCGCACCAUUUAGACGCUCGCAUCCGAGUCACCAAAGCGAUGAAACCUGCGGAUGCCGAUGGAAACUCAACUCAACCAACGGCUACCAGCGAAGGCCCUGAUCAAUCUAUGGACACCGAAGAUACCGGAGAGUCUGUACCAGUCGACGAAAAACCGACUCAACCCACUUCUGAUAUCAAUAGUGAUUCCCUCGACGUAAGUCCAGUAUCAGAGUACUACGCAAAGGAGAUUAUCCGCGUGAAAACAAUCGGUAAUGAAGCAUACAAAAAAGGCCAGUUUACCAAGGCGUUGGAGGUCUACUCGGAUGCAUUGGUUAUAUGGCCGAGCGAUAAAACCAACAACGCGCGGGUUGCUCUAAACCGAGCACAAACCUACAUCAAGCUUGGCGAAUUCCAGCUCGCCAUCAAUGAUUGUGAACGUGCACUGCGCCUUGAUCCUUCCUAUGAAAAGCCACAUAUCAUAAAGGAGCUUGCAGAGAAGCUUCUUGGUGAGAUGGCGAAGCAGGGAGCGGAUGAGGGGGAAACAGAACAAGAGAAGACUCCCGGCGAAAGCUCUAGCGAAACGAAGAAGGAAGCUUCCCAGGCGCAAGAUGAUGAUGCCCCUACCAUAUGUCCUAAAUGCGGAGAAUCAUUCGAGAAGCGAUGGAAGUUUAUCAAUCACGCAAGGCAAUUGGACCAUUUCGUCGAUUCCGAUUCUUAA
Messenger RNA from Clonostachys byssicola, 2466 nucleotides. Lineage: Eukaryota; Fungi; Ascomycota; Sordariomycetes; Hypocreales; Bionectriaceae. The record is from the annotation of a GenBank genome assembly.